Molecule: messenger RNA, 285 nt
Organism: Microthlaspi erraticum
Lineage: Eukaryota; Viridiplantae; Streptophyta; Magnoliopsida; Brassicales; Brassicaceae
Source: the annotation of a GenBank genome assembly
AUGCGAACUCGAUCGAGCUCAUCUACAAAGGACUUGGUCGAGUUAGACAACAACAUAGGCAGAAAACAGAGAAAGAAGAGCCAGAGGCAACAAGCUGAGACAGAGGUGUUUGUUACAGAUACAUCGAUCAUCCAGAGGGUAAUGGAAUCCCUCCUGCUAAUGGGCAGGGUCGAGCUAGGCAGACUCGACCAAUUGGACUUGGAGAUGCCCCAAAGCCACCAGCAAAGACAAGGGAUUGUCCCACCUCCUGUCAGAACCACAACUUUGAGAUCAAGCUGGGAAUGA